Messenger RNA from Thamnophis elegans (Western terrestrial garter snake), 1345 nucleotides. RefSeq names its product transmembrane protein 18-like. The record is from RefSeq and is a predicted model, not a curated record. NCBI's taxonomy places the organism in Eukaryota, Metazoa, Chordata, Lepidosauria, Squamata, Natricidae. Gene Ontology annotation, cellular component: nuclear membrane.
CCGGCUUUCUCUCGGAACGGACCGCAGAGCGACGGCAAAGAAGUGGGGGGGGGGGGGGCGAGCCUUGGGCCGCGCGUGGAGCCAAUUCCUCUCCUGUGGCUCACAGUCAGCCUCCGUCCGUCCCUCACCGGCACACUCGGCUGAGGCGCGUUCGGCUGAGGCGGAGGCGGAGGAGGAGGAGGGAUUCUUCCCAAAUCAUGGAGCCCCCAGGGCGCCUGCCGGGGAUCGGGGUCACCAGGGUCCUCACGGACACGGAUUGGUCUGAACCCUGGAUUUUAACUCUAGUGUUUUUCCACAUAGUCUGCUUAUGUUUUACUUACCUUUCAUUGCAGCAUUAUCGUUUCCAAAUAGGACUUUUUCUGUCUCUCAUAAUCCUGGUAUUCUCUGCAGAAUACAUAAAUGAAGCAGCUGCUGCAAACUGGAGAUUCUUCUCAAAGCACCAGUACUUUGAUUCUCAAGGAAUGUAUUCAUUAGUGUUUUCAGUACCAUUACUCCUAAACGCCAUCCUCAUAGUGAUUGCUUGGGUUUAUAAAACAGUGAAAGUAAUGACGGAACUAAAGACAAUACAGCAGAAAGGAAAGCAAGGAGAGAAAAUAAGAAAAGUCAAUGAAUAAGUGCAUCUUUGUAACUGGUUAUGUUACCAACUAUUCUGUCACCCUUAUUAACUUGAGGUUGGAAGUUAGGGAUUUUUACAUUCCUUUAUAAAUGGUCUUAUGUUCUCACAGUUCUAUGAGAAAAAAAUCAUGUCCAUUUUGAGGCCCAUUGUUAGAGCAAUUCUUAUAUGGCAUUUUGCUAUAUAGACUACUAUUUCAUUCUGAACCAGUCAUAAGGCAUCUCAUACGUUUAUUAGAAUUCUCUAACGUACUGUUUUAUCACAGCUCAAUACAGGGGUUGUUCAUGGUUUUAUCAUGAUGUGCAUCAAAUAUGCCAAAAUGAACAAGUAAAUUUUAAUAAGUACCAGUUCAUAAAACUGGUUAGCUACAUAAUUGCCACUCACGACUAAUUUCCAUUUAGGAAUUAUCAUAGCAUAUAACAAAUAGUUUAUACAUGUUCAUGAUACAAAAGUAAUUAUUGUUGGUACAAACUUCAAUAAAACAAAAGUGAUAAAAUGUGCAUUGUGACAUGAGGCAAAUCCUUCCCAAUAUCAGUUAUAUAUAAUACGUGCCUUUGUCUCCCUCCAUUUUGUGAAGGCCGAGGCUAAAUCUGCUUGCUUGUAAAUUUGUCGGACUUUGGGGACGUCUUAUUCAAACUUUUAUAUGAGAAGAGUAAUUUAAUCAUGUGGGUUGCUGUGUUUGUCAUAUGAUGAACUUGUUCCUGUUUUUUUAAUUAAAUGCUUAUGGGUUCA